This is a messenger RNA of Megalobrama amblycephala (Wuchang bream), 6212 nucleotides long. RefSeq names its product desmoglein-2. The transcript is spliced from 14 exons. Gene Ontology annotation, cellular component: desmosome; plasma membrane. Gene Ontology annotation, biological process: homophilic cell-cell adhesion. Lineage: Eukaryota; Metazoa; Chordata; Actinopteri; Cypriniformes; Xenocyprididae. The record is from RefSeq and is a predicted model, not a curated record. Gene Ontology annotation, molecular function: calcium ion binding. The coding region runs from base 315 to 3866 and encodes 1183 amino acids.
UACAUUUUAAAUCUGUUGUAUAGCUUCCUUCAUACACAAUGUGAAAAAAAAAGAAGGGUGGAGAGAGAGAGAGAGAGAGAGAGAGAGGUGGUAGGGGGCUCCUCCACAGCAGAAAACUCUCGCUCUUGGGUGUGUACAGGUGAAAGUUUUCAGAUGCCCCACCCAAAAAUAGUGAUCAGUAGCCUAACCUGCCCCCCACUUCAAACCCUUUCCUCAAAUCCUCAAGCACAGCUCUGAUCUGCAGCUCAGAAAAGAAGGACCUGAGAAGAUACGAGAAACAAGAACUGACCGCUUGCACCUGACCUACAGCUGUCAUGUCUCUCGUUUGGCUUGGACGAAUAUGUUUGGUCCUGCUGCUGUGCAGGACUGCGGCAUCAAGAGCCAACAGCAGAUCUAAUCGAAGGAAACGAGAGUGGAUUCUUCCACCAACAAGGCUGUAUGAGAAUGUUGACUACACAAAAGAGGAGUGUGUGGCAAAAAUCCGGUCUGAUAAAGAUAUCAACUGGCAGAUGGUGGAAUAUAGACUAAGAGGUCAUGGUGCUGACAAGGCACCAUAUAAUUUGUUUGUAAUCAAUCCAGAAAAUGGCUUUGUUAGGGUCACCGGCCUGCUGGACAGAGAGAAAACAUCUUUAUACAACUUGACUGGCAUUGCAAAAUUUCGUAACGGAUCAAUAGCAGAAGAAAACAUUGAGCUGAAGAUUAAAGUUGAGGAUCAAAAUGAUAACACACCGAUAUUCAAAUUACAAAGGGGAUCUGUGAAGGAAAGCAGCAAGAUCGGAACACCUGUCAUGCAGAUAACAGCUACUGAUGCAGACGAGCCGGGCACUAUCAAUUCCAAAAUAGCAUACAGUAUAGUAAAACAAACACCAGCGGAUUCCAAAUACAUGUUCUCCAUAGAUAAAGAAACUGGGAAAGUCUAUGUGAAGGAGACAAACCUGGAUCGAGAGAGACACGACACAUAUACUUUAAUAGUUCAGGGAGCUGAUAUGUAUGGAGAUCCAUCUGGAAACACAGGAACAGGCACUGUGCAAAUUCAUAUUUUAGACAUAAAUGACAAUGUUCCCACUCUUGAGAAAGAACAGUAUUCAGGCAGUGUUGAUGAAGGUGUGACUGAUGUGGUUGUCAUGAGAAUUAAAGCCCUGGACAAGGAUCUGGAAUUCACUGAUAACUGGCUGGCAGUGUUUGAUAUUAUCAAAGGAAAUGAAGAUGAUCUCUUCACUAUUGAAACGGACCCUAAAACGAAUGAGGGAAUUCUAAAACUUGUCAAGCCUGUUGAUUUUGAAAAGGUAAAGGCCUUGGACCUUAGUUUGGUUAUAUCAAAUGUAGCUCCUUUUAUAAACGGAAGUGCUUUAGAGCUGGACUUGAACCUGGACAAGAACAGACCAGGGGCUGGAACGGGCUUAGGAGCAGGGGCCGGGAUGGGAACAGGAUUGGGAGUGGGGUUAGGAGUAGGGUUAGAUGUGGGAGUAGGUGCUGGACUGGAUGCUGGACUGGAUGCUGGACUGGAUGCGGGACUGGAUGCAGGAGUGGAUUUGGGUGCUGGAUUGGGUGUAGAUGCUGGACUGGAUGCUGGAUUGGAUCUAGGUGCUGGAUUGGAUCUAGGUGCUGGAGUGGAUCUGGGUGCUGGAGUGGAUGUCGGAGUAGAUGUGGGUGGUAAUAUUGGACCUGAUGGUAAGCCUGGAGCCAAACCUGGCCCCUCACCUGGUGUAAAGCCUGGGUCUAAACCAGGAACAAAACCGGGAACGAAACCUUCUGGCAAACCUGGAUCUGAGCCUGAUAAAAAACCAGCUGGGAAAGGUUACCCAGUUAAGAUUAGUGUAAAUAACCUACCUGAUGGCCCUAUAUUCUCACCUUCUUCAAAAGACUUCCCAGUGUCAGAAGAUCCAGAUAAUGAAGAUUUCCCAAUAGUGCUGGGCAAAUAUGCUGCUUUGGAUGGUGAUACUGGAGAGCCAGCUGAAAAUGUGAGGUAUGCUAAAGGUCAUGAUCCUGAUAACUGGUUAACCAUCGAUGAAGAAACUGCUGAGAUUAAACUGACAAAGGUUCCUGAUCGAGAAUCAAAGUUUUUGGUCAAUGGAACCUACUUCGCAAAGAUUAUCUGCAUGACUCAAGAUAUGCCAGCUAAGACAGCUACUGGGACAAUAGCAUUAAAGGUGGAGGACACAAAUGACCACUGCCCCACAUUGACCAGCACAUUUCAUCAAACUUGUGAAAAUAAUAAAGUGAUAAAUGUCACGGCUUUCGAUGAGGACGCUGAUCCAAAUGCCGCACCUUUCCAGUUUGUUCUGAUAGAAGAGGAGAGUGUGGGAAAAUGGGAGAUGGUGCCUAUAAAUGGAACAACUGUGAGCUUCCAUGCACAUGAGGAUUUGUGGCGAGGCAUCUAUACACUGACAGUGAAGAUCUCUGACGCUCAGGGUCUGUCCUGUGCAGACAGCCAAAAGUUUGAGGUAGAAGUGUGCACCUGUGAGAAAACAGGCUCAUGUGGGCCGAGGCUAGCCGCGCAACGUGGCUUCCCGUUCAAAAUAGGAGCACCAGCCAUUGGCUUGUUCCUCAGCGGUGCAGCUGUGCUCCUGCUGGUACCCUUCCUACUGAUCUUCUGCCAGUGUGGGACCGUGAGCGAGUUCACAGAUUUGCCCUUUGAUGCAAAAGAAUGUCUUAUUUCAUAUCACACUGAAGGCAUAGGGGAGGACAAGGAGGUUCCUCUUCUCAGCAGUCCUGUUGCUAUAAUACCCCAAAAACAACUGUCCCAGGAUCUCAAGGUUUCCAACACUGUAUCCUCAAUACCCUUUCAAGCAAGUGUUGCUAAUGUCAGCAAAAUGUUCAACCAAGAAAUAAACGAUGGGUUUACAGAAACUGACAGCAGGUUUUGGUACCGGAAAAACACCCUUUUAACAGCCAACCAGCACAAUAGUGCUCUCUACUCUGCAACACUCGUGCAUGAAAAACAGGAUAUUUAUGGGGAUAUGGCAUUGGGAGAUGAAUUCCUCAAUGAAUACUUCUCUCAGAAAGCAAGCUGUGCUGCAGCAAAGCCUCCCCUGACAGACGGUCUUCUGGAAUAUCAGUAUGAGGGUCAGGGCACCCCUGCUGGCUCUGUUGGUUGUUGCAGCCUCCUUGAGUCUGACGAUGACCUGGAGUUCCUUAACAACCUUGGGUCAAAGUUCCUUACAUUAGCGGACAUAUGCCGUUCUCCAAAGCCUUGCUUACCCCCUCCCAAAACUGAGCAAGUAGUCAAAUCAGUUGAAACCAGCUACAAAAGCGAGAGCACCAGCACCAUCCAGGUUACCAAAACCACUCCACCUCCACAACAGGUACAACAAAGCUCUGUUACCAAAGUCGAGACGGUUAAUGAAUCAGCCACACUUCCACGGGCCAAAGCAAGCCAGACACUUUUCGUGCAACAGCAGCCUCUAUUCUACCUGGUGGAGCAGCAAAUGCCAAACACAGUUUUUGUUGAGAGCCCCACUCAGGGUUUGUAUGUAAUAAAUGGCAACCCUGGGACGGAAGGUUUGAUACUGCAAGGCAGAAAUGUUUCACAGGCGACACUAAGCAGAAGACAGCAGGCAAUGUAUGUGAUAAAUGGAGCCCCUGUAGCUGCUCAUCAGCCGAUUCAGUUGCAAACAGAAGUACAGGAACAGGAGGCAGUGCUGGGAUUUAGCCCCAUCUCAUCUCCCAUCGGAGCGCCUGGAGGUGUACUGCUAAUGCAGACACAUUUUCCUGAGAAAGCAGUAGAAAAGGAAACGGGAAGACCACCAUUGCUGUUUACUGAUGUGCCAGCACUGGCCAAAAAACAAAAAAAGAAAACACCAUCUGAGCUGUUAGGUACCAAAUUAGUGAAGGCUGAACUAAAAGAUACUGUGUCAUCUAAAUAGAUAAGAGCAGAUCCAAUAAGACAAGCACCUAUGACACCUGAUUUGAGUGAUGUGACUAUAAAUGUUUUGCCGUAUUUUACAAAAAAGUGAUUAGAUCUAGAUAGAUAGAUAGAUAGAUGCUCCGUCUAGAGUUCAUUUCUCUAGUGAAUUAACAUGCUGUGGACACUAAUGGCUCGUUUCCACUGAGCGCUACAGUUUGGUUUGGUUCAGUACAGUACGGUACGCGAUUUUUGCCGUUUCCAUUGUCAAAGGUUGUGAAUGCUACCCUAAUUCCGAACCAUACCGUACCACUUUUUUGGGACCCUUUCGUUGGGGUACCAAGUACAAUAGUACCGUACCAAAAGGGUGGAGCUACACUCUGCAGAACGUUGAUUGGUUGACAGAGAAUCGUCACUUGCACGUGCUACAAGGGGAAUGACAACACAAGAAGCGCCACACACGAAUGUGGUUCAGGCAACGAUUUGCCUGGGAACAAAUGAUAAAUUCAUGAGACCAAAGAUUGGCCGUUAUACACAAGAUGAAUGAUAUCUCGUUUUUAACCACUACAGAGACAUCUGAGCCAGCGGCAAAUGUCGGAAGGACUAGCCAAGGUACAGCUGCUCUCGGCGGUGUACAUUAGCACUAAGCGCCCAGUGAUCGCCUGGAUCUCACAUCCAUGCUGCUGCAUGAACGACUGAACUUUGCGUACUUGGUAUUGUGAAAAGCCGAAUGUUGCAUGCAGCAAGCAAAGCUCAAGCCGAGAAGCAAGAUCAAGAUCUGCUGUAUUCACUGUUGUUUACUGUGUCAUUUUCUUCUUCGCACGAGAAUGACGUCAAUUGCUACUUUCCGGCUAAACCACGCCUAUCAAGUAAGCGUACUGUUGGCAGUGGAAACGCAAGCCUGAUUAGGGUGUACCAUUCCGAACCAUACCGAAAUGUACUGAACCGAACCGUACCGCUCAGUGGAAACGAGGCAUAAACGACUUGCCUGAGGUAAAUGUAAUGCUAUGUUAGAUAUUAUUCUCAAGCUGUUUUAUUAAUGUCUUUCUGCAGUUGAAACACUAGUUUAGAGAUUACAUGUAAACAUAUCUAUGCACAGAUUGUGUUUUUCUUCUUCUGCGCUUUUUCCCGUUGUGGUGAUUAGCAAACAGUGUUGCAUUACUACUUACACACCCUUCUGGAUUGGAGUGUGGAUUGUCUGUGACUGACUGUUUUUUGUCAUCUGAUUGACGGUUGUAGAUGAGUACAUGUUUCGUUAAACCCCUGAUUAGAUAGAUAGAUAGAUAGAUAGAUAGAUAGAUAGAUAGAUAGAUAGAUAGAUAGAUAGAUAGAUAGAUAGAUAGAAAUAUCAACUGUUGCUGUCUAUGAAAAACUUCUCAUGAAGUUCCAUUUGGGUUGAUGUCUGUAUAGAUAGAUGAAGAAGCUGCCCAUUAGACUUCUCAUAGGCUGGUCCCACUUUAUAUUAAGUGGCCUUAACUACUAUGUACUUACAUCAAAAUAAUAUGUACAAUGUACUUAUUGGGUUCAUAUUGAAUUGCAAAACACUUUUGCUGCUUUUGAGGUGUGAUACGGGUAAGGUUAGGGAAAGCUUUGGCAGUAUGGGUAGAUUUAAGUGUAGGGGUAAGGUGUAAGGGAUGGGUCAACAGUGUAAUUAUAAAUGUAAUUACAGUAAUUAAUUACAGAUGUAAUUACAUGCAGGUGUUUUUAAAAUAUCAGUAAUCUAUUCAGUAAAAUAUCAAUGCAAAAACAUGUAUGUACACAAUAAGUGCAUUGUAUCAAAUUAUUCAUUUAAAUGUAAGUACAUAGUAGUUAAGGCCACUUAAUAUAAAGUGGGACCCAUAUGUUUUGAGACACCGCCAAUGUCUGUAGUCAGAUGUCAAUGCCAAACUUCAAGAGAGUGACUCCAAAGUAGUGGAAUUCUGGAAUUCUGGGGUGGUUCACUGUUUUUUUUUUUUCUAUGCUUGAUUGUGUUUAUGGGGUGCAGUUUAACAUGUUUUUUUUUUUUUUUAAAUGUUGUAUUUUUCAUAUAUUUUACUUUUAUUCUACACCGCUGUUUCCAUUGUCAUUUGAAUGGCCGGAUUGACUUCCUGCUUCUGAUACCACUCCCUCCGGAAUAUGCAAUGUGCUCAGAUUGGUUAGCUGGCCCAGUGUAUUGUGAUUCACUGAAGCAUCUGGAAACGCCAUACCCCUUACCAUUAGUUGUUACAUUUGCUUCAGUGGAAAUGUAAAUAAUGGCGUCCAUAUUAUCAAAUUGAGCCAGAAUCAGACCCAGAUAGCAUGAUGACAUGGGUCAAGCAGAACCUCUGCAAGCACGGUUUAUUUCUGUUUGUAUUUGUGUCAAAGUGUUUAGAUAUGCUGUCACUUGUAA